Pieris macdunnoughi is the source of this 1500-nucleotide messenger RNA. The record is from the annotation of a GenBank genome assembly. NCBI's taxonomy places the organism in Eukaryota, Metazoa, Arthropoda, Insecta, Lepidoptera, Pieridae.
AUGCAGUCUAUACGGAAAUCUGUGUGUGUCGCUGUUACAAAGAAUUUCAACAGAACAGUGACAGUAAACAGUGCGAUAAGUGAAGAGAAUGCGCAAUCAAAGCCAUGGACGUCAAUACCGGGGCCUAAAUCUUUGCCCAUUGUGGGGCAACUACAUCAUUUCUUGCCUGGAGGAAUGCUCGCUGAUCCAAUAAAAAUUCCAGAGGUGCUUUACGAAAAGUACGGUCCAAUUGUCAGGUUCGAUGGAAGAUUUGGUUCACCAACUCUCAUUUUCUUGCUAGAUGCCGAAGCUUCUGCCCAGAUUUUACGAAAUGAAAAUUGGAUGCCUGCUCGCCCGGGGUUUGCCAGUUUUGAACACUACAGAAAGCGAAAGAACAAGAAUAAGCCGGACGAGCCGACUGGACUUUUGACAGAUCACGGAGAGGCAUGGAGAAAGUUCCGAACAACGGUGAAUCCGAUUUUGCUGCAUACAAAAACAAUAAAAUUGUAUAGCAAAAUUCUAGAAGAAGUCGCUGAAGACAUGGUCGCCAGAAUGAGACACUUACGUAAACAAGAUAAUAGUAUAGAUGGAAAACUUGAUAUCGAAAUGAAUCUAUGGGCUUUAGAAUCCAUUGGCGUGGUUGCUUUAGGAGGUCGGCUAAAUUGCUUAGACCCAAAUUUACCUGAAGACUCACCAGCAAGAAGACUCAUACAGACUGUUCAUGGUAUUUUCAAAAUGGCUGACAAAUUAGACUUUAAGCCAAGUUUGUGGCGGUAUAUUGGUACUCCAAAUUACUACAAAGCCAUGAAGUGCUAUGAAGAUCAAACAAAUUUGAGUCGAUACUUUAUCAAUCAAGCACGAGAACAAUAUAAAACUAAGGACCAAUCGGAUGAUGAAAAAGGAAUCCUUGAGAAACUUCUAGAAAUUGACGAGAAUGUUGCUACUAUAAUGGCGGGUGACAUGUUACUCGCUGGUGUUGAUACGGCCGCGAACACAAUGCUAGCGACGUUCUAUCUACUUGCGAAAAAUCCCGAGAAGCAAAACAAAUUAAGGGAAGAGAUUUUAUCCCGUUCAGAACAAAAGCCAUACUUGAAGGCUUGCAUUAAAGAAUCGCUCAGAGUUAAGCCCGUAGUUGCUGGAAAUUUGAGGGCAACAUCAAAGGAGUAUGAUAUUUUGGGAUAUAGAAUUCCUAAAGAUAUGUUUGUGACAUUUGGACACCAAUUCCUAUCAAUGUCUGAGGAUCAUUUCCCGAGAGCGAAGGAAUACAUUCCAGAACGUUGGCUCGUUGAUAAGACUGACCCACUUCACUAUAGAAACGCCCAUCCGUUUGCUUAUAACCCAUUCGGCUUUGGAGUUAGAAGUUGUAUAGGUCGGCGUAUAGCAGAGUUAGAAAUAGAAACCUUCCUCUCGAAGACCAUAGAAAACUUUCAAAUAGAGUGGACAGGGGGGGAGCUCAAUGUGCGUCCAGCCUCUCUGAACUACAUCGUGGAACCUUUUAACUUCAUUUUUAAAGAUGUUUAA